Molecule: messenger RNA, 2326 nt
Organism: Sipha flava (yellow sugarcane aphid)
Lineage: Eukaryota; Metazoa; Arthropoda; Insecta; Hemiptera; Aphididae
Exons: 8
Coding region: 950-1498 (182 amino acids)
Source: RefSeq, a predicted model, not a curated record
UCUACGAAUAUAUUAUUAUAUAUCAUUCAUGUAUAUAAAUCAUCAGUUCAUCUGUAUCUUUACCAGUUUUACGUUCAACAUUCACAAAAAAAAAAAAAAAAAAAUAUGAAUUGAACUAACUUUAAAAUUUACAAACAUAAACUGGCUAUUCAUAAGUGCAACAUUGAACCAGUUGUUUGGUACCCGUUGGAUAAUGAUGAUGGUCAACGCUUUUAAUUUUUGCUCAAGACACAUACUAAAAAAUACUACAACGUCAUAUUGAUAAUUAAAAUGGAUUUAGUUAUUACCAAUAACAUUCAUGGAAGGAUUCACCUCACCUCACUGAACAUGGCUAGUACCUUUUCAACUUAAGGUUCGCACUUGAAACAACUCUUUGAGUCAUAGUUGCCGUUAAAAUUCGUGUCUCAGAAGUACUCUUGCCAAUAGUGAUAUAAAUGCAUACGCACCAUUCAGUUCAUGGACUACAUCGUGAAGUUUGUAUCAGAUACGAUUGACGUCACCAUGGUUAAAAGAAAGAAAAAAAGCUGUUCACUGUGCAGAAAUACUGUAGGAAAAUUUCAACUAAACCCAAACAAAGAAAACAGUGAACUGAAUUUGUUGUGAGCCAUGAAGUCAAACCAAAAUGCAAUAUGUUACUAUGUUCUCUCCAUUUGAAUCCAGUUGACUUUUUUUUAUGAAAAUUCAACCAACACUGAAAAAUAAUGUUGUACCAACAAUUAUAAUAUCAAAAAAGUCAACUAAUAAUGAGCUAUUAGUUACGGUGUUGCUUAGAUCACAACAUUUUUAACCACAGUGUUCAACCAAAUUAACUAUUAAAAAGAAGUCAUAUAUCAGUCCAGAUAGUACUAUAAGCUCGGAUAAUAAUUCAGAUUAUAUUGGUCAAGAUGCCAACUUGAAAACUGUUUUGCCUGAAAGAUUUUAUCAUAGCAAUAAAAAAAAAAAGAAUGUUAUGAAAAUGGAAUUAUCAAAUUUCAUACUUCAAAUGGAUACAUUGUUGCUCGAUUCUAAAAUUAUCAAAAAAGAGAAUGACAUUCAAGAAGAAAAUGAUAUACAUGAAAAGGAUAAAUCCAAAAAUAUUGCAUUACUACAGCAAAGUACAAGCAAAAACAUACCUGGUAUUGAUCAAUAUGUUCAAGUUGAUAGAUUAACACAGCGCCCAGACAAUAAUGAUGCAUUGUCACAGUUUAGUGGUGUCAUAAACAAAAUUCACGACAAAAUCAAAAUAGAAGCAGAUUUCGUUGACAGUGAUGAUAUGUUAAAAAGUUCUAUUGUUUUAGAAAAUAACUUUAUUAAACUGGACUCAGCGUAUUAUAAUGUUAGAUUGUGCGACAAAAAGUUCAGCAUUAAAUGCAGAAUUUGCAAUGUAUCAUUCUUUGGAAAGCCUAAAUUAAGGAUUCAUAUGAGAUAUCAUAGUUUAAAAUUGCCAUUAUCAAAAAAACUUUUGAUGAAUCACACUAAGGAUCUUAAAAAACAUUACAAUCAAAUAUUAAUAAAAUAAAAUAUAUCACUGAUUAUAAAAUUUGUAAUAAAAUUUUUUUUGGUAGUUCUUUAACUAUGAAAAAUCAUAUGAAGAUAUAUUCAUAAGAUGCUGAUCAAACUUCAAAGGAACAAUAUAAAAGUGAUAUUUAUAGUAAGAUAGUGUCUUCUAGUUCAUCAAUUUUAAAAAAAUCAUAUGAAGAAACACAACAGAAACUACUCAUGCUAUGUACGAACAAUAUAAAUAUGAUAUUUGUAAUAAGGUAGUGUCUAGUUAAUUAAUUUUAUAAAAGCAUAUGAAGAGAUAUACAAAAAAAGUUAUUCAGAAAUGUAAUAUCAGUAAAAAGCUAUUUAAAAAUUAUUUUUAUUUUAUUUAUUAUAAAAAACAACAUAAAAAAAAUUGGCACUCCAAUGUUGAGGACGAUUUUCAAAUAGCCGAUGUUCAUAAGAAGAUCAAUGUUAAUUUGUCAUUAAAGUAAUCCAUGGUAUCUCGUGUCUCAAAAGAAUGAAUUGAAUGUGCGAUCUAUCCUAAAACAUUUUCGAUCUCUGGAAACUCUGAAGAAAACACUCAAAUUCAUUUGAAUGAUACAAUUUAAGACUAAUGCAAUUUUUGUAAAAUUCAAUAAUAUAAAAUGUCUUACAAAGUUUUAUUAAAAUUUAGAAGAUUGCAUGUUAAAUAUAUAGUAAGUGAUUAUAAAAAUAUGUUUAGUAAAAUGUUCUUUCUGAAGUUUCUAAUAUGUAUGAUGGAAAAACUUUUCUUCAAAUUAUGUCAUAAAAUAAUGUGAUGAAAAGUAGUAUUUUAUAAAAAUUGAUUGAAAAUUAUAUUAAAUUGAAUGACAAAAUUUCAUAA